AACGGUAAUCUCUAGCUUCUGCUAAAUGCUGUACACACAAUAGAAUUCCAUCGGAUGACGUAGGAAGUAGUAUAAGAUCCUGUGAGAAUAUGCUAGUCUCAGAAAGCGACUAGCUCUGGAUGUCAGUUGUGCUUUAUAUGUAGUACCUGUCCCAUAUUUUAGAUGCAUUGACAUGCCAAAGAGAGAGAAGAGGAGUGCACUGCCUCUAAAAUGAGCAGCUGUGAGGAGAGAGAGGAGGAGGAUGCUGUUCAGACCCAGACAGUACCAUCUCCAGACUCUAGCUGUGUGUCUAUGAAGAGUGACGCCUCCAUGGCCAAACCUCCUGGCUUUAGUGAUGGAGGGGGAGUCUCUAAUUCUAGCUCCACUGAGAGGAAUCUCAGAGCUGUGAAGUCCUGUCUGACUUGCGCUGCGUUCUACUCCGAGAACCACAUCAGACAGCACUAUGCAGAACCAGCCCUGUACACACAGGUGGAGGAGACUGGAGACCUGGAGCAGGAUUCACACCAACUAGUGGAUGAUGUCUUGCAGAGAGUCAAAGAGAAACACAAAACCAUCAUGAAAGGGAAGUAUGAGAGCUUAUUUGAAGGAAUCAAGCUACAAGAGAAUGAAACCCUCCUGAACAGCAUCUACACACAGCUCUACAUCAUAGAGGGAGAGAGAGAAGGAGUGAAUGAAGAGCAUGAAGUUUUACAGAUGGAGAAAACGCCCAGAAUACAACAAUUACAAGACACUCCGAUCAACUGUAAUGACAUUUUUGACCCCUUACCUGAACCAGGCUAUAAGAAUAAUAAAAUAAUGAGGAAAGACCAAAUCAAGACUGUUCUUACUAAAGGCAUCGCUGGAAUCGGAAAAACCGUCUCUGUGCAGAAGUUUAUUCUGGACUGGGCUGAGGGAAAAGCCAAUCAGGAUGUAGAUUUCAUGUUUGUGCUUCCAUUUCGAGAGCUGAACUUGUUUAAAGAUAAUCAGUACAGUCUUCACAGACUUCUGCUGGACUUUCAUCCUGGACUUCAAGAUCUGGUCCCAAAUGUAUAUGAUUUAUGUAAAGUUGUGUUAGUUUUUGAUGGUCUGGAUGAAAGCAAAAUUAAACUUGAGUGGUCAGACAGUGAGAAAGUUUGUGAUGUGACUGAGACUUCACCAUUGGGUGUGUUGAUGUCAAACCUCAUUAAAGGGGAUUUGCUUCCAUCUGCACUCAUCUGGAUCACCUCCAGACCAGCAGCAGCCAAUCAGAUCCCCUCCAAAUACAUCAACCGGCUGACAGAAAUUCAGGGAUUCAAUGACCCUCAGAAGGAGGAGUAUUUCAGGAAGAGAAUCAGUGACCAGCAUCAAGCCAGCAGAAUCAUCUCACACAUUAAAGCAGCAAGAAGCCUCCACAUCAUGUGUUACAUACCAGUCUUCUGUUGGAUCUCAGCCACUGUGCUCCAAAACAUCAUGAAACGAGAUAACUGUGCAGAAGUCCCCAAAACUCUGACUGAAAUGUACAUACACUUCUUGAUUAUUCAGACAAAUAUAAGAAAUCAGAAAUAUGAUGAGAGAGAUGAGAGAGAUCCACAGAAACUCCUGCAGUCAAACAGGGGAGUGAUUGUGAAACUUGCUGAACUGGCUUUCAAACAGCUGAUGCGUGGAAAUAUCAUGUUCUAUGAGGAGGACCUUAGAGAGUGUGGCAUAGAGGUCACUGAGGCCUCUGUUUAUUCUGGGAUUUGCACUGAGAUCUUUAAAGAAGAAUAUGUGAUUAAUCAGAGGAAAGUCUACUGCUUCAUACACCUGAGUUUUCAGGAGUUUCUUGCAGCAUUUUAUGUCUUUUACUCCUAUGUAAAUACCACUUCUGAUGCCUUGAAAGUUUUUGAUUUACUUCAUAAUUUGCAUAAAGGAGUACUGGAUAAAGCUCUUAAGAAUGAGAAUGGACGCAUGGAUCUUUUCCUCCGGUUCCUGCUGGGCAUCUCACUUGAGUCCAAUCAGAGACUGUUACAUGGGCUACUGACACACACAGAAAACAGUUCAGAGAGCAUCAAUCAAACCAUAAAGUACGUCAAGGACAAAAUCAAAGAAUGGAAAAAUACUCUUUCUGCUGAAAGAUCAAUCAAUCUGUUCCUCUGUCUGCUUGAAAUGAACGACCAGACUCUGCAAAGAGAAAUCCUGGAGUUUCUGAAAUCAGACAAACACUCAGAAAAAGAACUGUCUGCUGCGCACUGCUCAGCCAUAGCCUACAUACUUCAGAUAUCAGAGGAGGCACUGGAUGAGCUGGACCUUAAAAAAUACAACACAUCAGAGGAAGGUAGAAGGAGACUGAUACCAGCUGUGAGAAACUGCAGAAAAGCUGUUCUUGCAGACUGCAAUAUCACUGAUCAGUCCUGUGAAACUGUGGCCUCGGCUCUACAAUUAUCAGACUCUCCCCUGAGAGAGCUGGACCUGAGUAACAAUGACCUGCAGGAUUCAGGAGUGAAGCUGCUCUCUACUGGACUAAAGAGUCCAAACUGUCGACUGCAGAUACUGAGAUUGUCUGGCUGUAUGGUGACACAGGAAGGCUGUUCAUAUCUGGCUACGGCUCUGAGUUCUAACCCCUCACACCUGAGAGAGCUGGAUUUGAGCUACAAUUACCCAGGAGAUUCUGGAGUGAAGGUGCUCUCUGAGAGCCUGAGCCAUUCAAACUGCAAACUCAAUUUGGACCAUGGAGGACAUUUCAGAAUCACACCAGGACUACACAAAUAUACCUGUAAUCUCACACUUGACAUAAACACUGCAAACAACCAUCUCUCUCUGUCUGCGGGGAACAGAAAGGUGACACGAGUGGAAGAGGAGCUGCCUUAUCCAGAUCAUCCAGAGAGAUUUGACUGCUUUGAACAAGUUUUGUGCAGGGAGAGUCUGUCUAAACGCCAUUACUGGGAGGCUGAAUGGAGUGUGAGGGGAGCUGGAUUGUCAGUGACCUAUAAGGGAAUCCAAAGAACAGGAAGUGACUGUAGGUUUGGGCUCAAUGAAAUGUCCUGGAGUCUCAUCUGCUUUGAUAACAAAUACUCUGCCUGGCACAGCAAUAAUAGAACCAACUUACCUGCCCCUUCUCCCCCCUCUAAUAGAGUAGGAGUUUAUCUGGACUGGCCAGCCGGCAAGCUGUCCUUCUACAGUGUGUCUGACACACACACACUUAUUCACUUACACACAUACCACAGCACAUUUAUCGAGCCCCUCUAUGCUGGAUUUAGGCUUUAUCCAGAUUCUUCAGUUUCACUGUAUAAAAAUGAAGAGCUUCGUAAUAUAACCUAAAGUCUAUAUAGUACAUGCUCCCCUACUAACCAAAAACAAAAAUAGAAUGAAUUGGAAAUGUAUGGAUACAAACAGUGUUGUUAGUCUCCCUGCUUGCUGAAAAUACCAACUUCAAACCUCAAAACUAGUCCAACUGAAGAAAUCUCACAAUAAUGAUUCUGAUGGUAUUAUUGAUUGUUACAAAUUGUGUUGAUUUGAUUGCUUCUUUUGUUCUCAUUUGUAAGUUGCUUUGCAUAAAAAUGUACUAAAUGUGAAUCUAAAUGAAAAGUCAAGAAAAGAUGCUCAGAAAAGUCAAGAUAAAUGAUAAAAGCAUAGUCAAUCAAUACAUGUUAUUAAGUCUUGAUAUGAUAAUUUGUUGCCUUGGAGCCCUCAGUCUUUUA
Molecule: messenger RNA, 3635 nt
Organism: Carassius carassius (crucian carp)
Lineage: Eukaryota; Metazoa; Chordata; Actinopteri; Cypriniformes; Cyprinidae
Product: NACHT, LRR and PYD domains-containing protein 3-like
Exons: 6
Coding region: 211-3255 (1014 amino acids)
Molecular function (GO): protein binding
Source: RefSeq, a predicted model, not a curated record